UUAGUGGGUUUGAAAGCAAGUCCCAUACACUGCCUCAUUUCCCGCUCUGGUGAAGGAGCAGGAGGAAGUGUGUUACUGGGAGAUGAUGACAGAGGUCAGCCUCUGCUAAUGGGCCAGUGAAGAAGAGUGGAGGCGAGGCACUGGGAGCAAGCCUACAUACAUGCAUACACUUGCAGCAUCAACCAUCAGCCUAGGUGUGCACUGUGGCUGUGUGCACUGCUCUCACCCUCUCCCUGCUGCACACACUGACAGCCCCUCUUAUUGUCAAUCUCUGUCUCCUCCUCAGGAAGCAACAACGAGGCUGGUCCCUGGGAGAGAGAGCUGCUCCAUUGCUGGGCUCUAGCAUACAACAACUGCUAGCUUUUCCCCUUUUUUUUCUGUUGUUGUUGUCAUUAAGCAAGCAGUGCUCACUCCAAUUAUCCAGCGGAGCCUGACAGCAUAGGAUGCCUCUUACAGAGGGAGAAUACUAGAUGCUGGACUGCGCACUUCUUUUGGGAGAGGAAUCGCCAAUUUCAGAAUUCCGUAGAGCAACCACGUGGGAAUUUAUUGCGAGCCAUCAACAUGCAGAACAGUCACAGCGGAGUUAAUCAACUUGGUGGCGUGUUUGUAAACGGUAGACCCUUACCAGAUUCUACAAGGCAGAAGAUAGUGGAGCUGGCUCACAGUGGAGCAAGACCCUGUGAUAUCUCAAGAAUCCUGCAGAGCCAUGCAGAUGCAAAAGUCCAAGUGCUGGAUAGUCAAAACGUGUCAAACGGCUGCGUGAGUAAGAUAUUAGGGAGGUAUUACGAGACGGGAUCCAUCAGACCCAGGGCAAUCGGGGGUAGCAAGCCGAGGGUGGCUACACCAGAGGUGGUUAGCAAAAUAGCCCAGUAUAAGCGAGAGUGUCCCUCCAUCUUCGCCUGGGAGAUAAGGGACAGGUUGCUGUCCGAAGGCGUCUGCACCAACGACAAUAUUCCCAGUGUAUCGUCGAUAAACAGAGUGCUGCGCAACCUGGCUAGCGAGAAGCAACAGAUGGGCGCAGACGGCAUGUAUGACAAGCUGAGGAUGCUGAACGGACAGACAGGGACUUGGGGGACCCGGCCCGGGUGGUACCCGGGUACAUCAGUACCAGGCCAGCCUGCACAGGAUGGAUGUGCGCCACAAGAAGGUGGUGGGGAAAACACAAACUCCAUAAGUUCUAAUGGAGAAGACUCUGAUGAGGCGCAAAUGAGGCUUCAGCUGAAAAGGAAACUGCAAAGAAACAGGACUUCAUUUACCCAGGAACAAAUAGAGGCUCUAGAAAAAGAAUUUGAACGAACCCAUUAUCCUGAUGUGUUUGCCAGAGAAAGAUUAGCUGCCAAAAUAGAUUUGCCAGAAGCUAGGAUACAGGUAUGGUUUUCCAAUCGACGGGCAAAAUGGAGAAGAGAAGAGAAACUGCGGAACCAGAGGAGACAAGCCAGUAACACGCCGAGUCACAUUCCGAUUAGCAGUAGUUUUAGCACUAGUGUCUACCAGCCCAUUCCUCAGCCCACUACACCAGUUUCAUCAUUCACAUCGGGAUCUAUGCUCGGAAGGACAGAUACAGCUCUUACAAACACAUACAGUGCACUGCCACCUAUGCCUAGCUUUACCAUGGCAAAUAACCUGCCUAUGCAAGUCUCAUUUCCCCUGGAGUGUCAGUCCCAGUACAAGUACCCGGCAGUGAAUCUGACAUGUCUCAGUACUGGCCAAGACUACAGUAAAAAUCGUGUUAAUUUAACCAAUGACUUUAUGGAGAACAGUUGGAUGUUCAGCAGUAUUUUAUAAAAAAACAAAAGAAAACAAAUUUGAGAACUGUCCUGGAAAAAAAAUUACAAUUUUAAAGACUUCAUUGCACAGCGACUGUGCACAGAUGACAUUGGAAAAGACAGCACAAAGGACAUUUGCACAUUGAAAGCAUUAUAUCAUUUGGAUCAAAUCUUCAUUUUGAUAUCCAAACUUUUAUCCAUUUGAUGUACUAUUUGUAAACUGACUUUGUUAUGUAAUGAUGAACAGAACAACACAGGCUGGGUGGACGGAUCUGCUCUCCGUUAGUCAUGAUUUUGUUUUUUUUGUUUUUGCUUUUUUUUUCAAUGGAAGCCAUGAUCAAGCCACGCAUUUAAAGUUUUAUCAAGUAUAUCGACCCUCGAUUUUGUCCAUGGACGUUCCUCAUUUUUAUCAACUUCCCUCGGGCUCGUUGUCGGAAUAUAAUAAAAACAAAAACUUAACCCAAACCCAGGUACUCCCCAUUGGUAACCCCUCAAAGGUUGACGUUUAUUUUCCAAAAACUAAAAAUUGAAAAAGAAAAACUGAAGAGAGACGUUUGGUAGAUGAAAGGUAGAUUAUGUCUUCGAUAUAAUCCAGUUUGUUUUAUGUCAAAAUGUACGUUUUUGUCUUCCCUAGAAAUCUCCCAGAACGAUUUCUAUAAUAAAGUUAAUUUCAUUUAUAUUUGACGAGGAAACUGUAUAGAUGUUUUAUACACAUUUUCAUGCAUCAUAGGUUUUUUUUUUCUUGGUCAGCAGGUCGUUUUUCUUGUUCCUAGAUAGAUUGUAUAAUAUGUUCACAGUCCAAUCAUUCUUGUGCAUAUAGAUCAUUCCUUAUACCGAUUAAAAGUGCUUGCAAGAGUUUUCAACUUAAGUGUUUUCAAGUUGUUCACAGCUACAUAUCGGAAUUAACCAUUGUUGAUUGUAAAAUCAUACCAAAGCCUUUGUAUUUCCUUUGUUAUAUUAUUUCAUUUAAACCUUUAGCGUGGUGUUGCAAUCUUUUGUUACCAGUCUUGGACGUUAAGUCCAUUUUUUUGUUUUAAUUGUAAUUUAUUUUUAAAUAAAUUAGGGCAACUGAAAGAUUGUGCCGUACAGGUGUCCAACUACCAGCUAUCAUAUUACUUUUCUGUUUCAAUAGAUACCAUUGAAUAGGCAAAACACACACUUUAUAAAACACAGUCUUAUUUUAUAACAUGGUGCAUUUGAUUUUAUCUUUCAUCAUUUAAUUGUAUACACACCUGCGACAACUUUGUUCGCUUUAAUCUAAAAUGACUUGUUUCGCCAAAGCAAAAUAUGAUGAUUUAGAAUAUAAAUAGUGGAGCAUUCACUUUACAACAUGCCACAAAAUUGCAUUAUAGAUGAUUAACAAUUAUUUUUUAAAUUGUUGCGGUUAUAGAAAAUGUAUUAUAUAAAAACCAUGUUAUUAAAUAAGCCAAACUGUGUUUAACCAGUCAGCCAUACUGUGAGAAUGCGAGUGACCGGUAGGCUGGCUGAAUGUAUCUGGUUCAGGGUGCGGGGGUAUUCUAUUAAUAGAAUAGACAUUUUUCAUUACAUUGUAUAUAGAAUAGUUGUUCUUUGCCCCAAAUAUUCUAUACCAUUAUAUUGCCACUGUUUCUGACACUUCCUCCUCCUCUUAUGUUGUGCAAUUAAAAGUGGAAGAGGAAUAGCCAACGUCAUAAUAAUUCAUCACUUUUACAUAAUGUACCCAUUUUUUUUUUUACACAACUGAAUCAACACAUCACACUAAUAAAAGUAAGGAACAGCUAAAAGUCUAUUUUCCUAAGACGGAACUUUUUUUUAGUGAAUACACAUACGGGAUACUUUUAACUGAAUUUAGUUUAAGAAUCUAAUUCCGUAAAAAAAAAAAAAAAAGGCAAUUAACACCAGUUCCAGAUUCAUCCACUUUUGUGCAAUAGCCCA
This is a messenger RNA of Pseudophryne corroboree (corroboree frog), 3680 nucleotides long. RefSeq names its product paired box 6 (gene PAX6). The record is from RefSeq and is a predicted model, not a curated record. Gene Ontology annotation, biological process: anatomical structure development; regulation of transcription by RNA polymerase II. The coding region runs from base 562 to 1785 and encodes 407 amino acids. Gene Ontology annotation, molecular function: RNA polymerase II cis-regulatory region sequence-specific DNA binding; DNA-binding transcription factor activity, RNA polymerase II-specific. The transcript is spliced from 12 exons. NCBI's taxonomy places the organism in Eukaryota, Metazoa, Chordata, Amphibia, Anura, Myobatrachidae.